GCAUCAUAUGAACAAAUGACCAGACCCCCACCCCUCCUUCCCUUUUCCUUCCAAAAACCGCGUGUCCGCACGUCCCAGCCCCAGAAGGUCGCAGGCCCGGCUUCUAGGAUGGACUGUACUCUGCUGCUGCUGCUCUCCCUCUGGGCUCUGACUGGAACCAUCACCCCGCAGCCUACACGUACUACAGAGUCUUGCCCACAGAGACUUCUGGGAGACGAGAGGAAGAGGACAUGUCCUCGUCCAUGUAAAGCGGACAAAGACUGUGGCAGCAGGCGUCAGUGUCUCUGCGAUGGCCAGUGUGGUCUCAGCUGUGUGGCUCCAGGUCGUACUUGUCCUUGGCCUCUGCCCCCUAGAGAAGACUCGGUGGCCCGCCUCCUCUCUCCCACCCCGUCUUUUUCCGCCCUGAUGGAAGUGCGAUGCAAGCCGGGAUUCGCUCUGCCCAGCGGCCUGGAUGCCACCAUUCGGCGUUGUCAAGGUGACCGCCAGUGGAGUGGGGAAGAACCCAUCUGCGCAGCAGCAUCUCCUGCAAUCCUGACCUGCCCGCUUCCUGACGAUGUGACCAGUGCCUUCGGCAUCGAGGGUGACGCCGCCGUGGGGACGUCUAUCCGCUACAGCUGCCUGUCAGGGGCCGACAUAGUGGGAAGCAGUGAAAAUUACUGCCAGGAUAAUCAAACCUGGCAAUAUCCGCAUCCCAUCUGUAAAAAGGUGUACUGUGAGCCCCCCAGAGAGGUGGAGCAGGGCUACGUGGUGGCGGUCCAAAAGACGGAGUACGAGGUGGGUUUUGACAUCCAUUACCUCUGUAAGAAGAACUUUUGGCUGGAUGGACCCCAGAAGGUCACUUGCUUGUCCAAUGGCAGCUGGAGUGCGGCGCCGCCGUCCUGCAGGGCUCGCUGCCUGAUCCCUGCCGAGAGAAGCCGCGUGAUGAUUGACGGCGUGAAGCGCUGGCCCUUCGACAUCACAGACGCCAUGGUUCCUCACGGAGGGAAUGUGACGUUCUACUGCAAACACCCUCACCAGCAGUGCAGCUUCGGUGCCACGCGGACGUGCUCGGACGGCAAGCUGCAGCCGCCGGCCUGCUACCUUGAGCCCACAUGGCUGCAGUAUAAACUCUUCCCUCACCGCCUCGUCUCCGAGAUUGAAGCGUGCGAGGCCGCCUUCGUGGAGACGACCUUCUGACGUGCCUUGGAACGCACUUGUAAAACCGUGGGCACCCUGUGGUGCUCAGUCUAUCAAACGGCAGGCUUGAAUCCAUCACUUUGACCCCCACCAAUCAAUAUUGUAAAUAGCAAGUAUGAUAAUAGACACUUCAUUCGAUACAUCUGCUCAUUCAAUGUUUAUUGUUGCAUCAUGCAAAAAAACGCACUAUCAAAUCGAUAGCGUACCUAAUGAAGUGUCCCCCUGGGUGAUGCACACGCAGUGCCAGCUAUAUACUGGAGAUUUUGUGGGGGCGCGGUUGGGUUUGGACACCCCUGCUGGAGAUGUACACAUUAGCAUCUUUUCCCCUUUUCUCUGCACAACCGGACGCAUCGAGUCUUGGAAGGCUUGGAAGUUUUACUGAUCGACUGGAGUGAUUGAAAUAAAAGUUUGUCACCACA
Molecule: messenger RNA, 1595 nt
Organism: Dunckerocampus dactyliophorus (ringed pipefish)
Lineage: Eukaryota; Metazoa; Chordata; Actinopteri; Syngnathiformes; Syngnathidae
Gene: ntd5
Product: ntl-dependent gene 5
Exons: 9
Coding region: 16-1176 (386 amino acids)
Cellular component (GO): extracellular region
Molecular function (GO): peptidase inhibitor activity
Source: RefSeq, a predicted model, not a curated record